CUCUACUCUGGGAAGUGGAAAAGGAAAAUGAUAAACUGAAAUCUAUGAAAAAUGCUGGAGAAAAACAAAUAUGUGCCGCGUGUAAAUCAAAUAGACGCCAUUUAUCUAAAUAAGGAUAUAACCCGGCUAAUUCGAGACAAUUUACUGGACAACCUUCAGGCCAUAUCACCAGUGCUGUUCGUUAAGAUUCAACCUGAAUUAGAUUUAAUUAUUCAAUCUGCUAUUUGGUUUGGUUCAGUGGGAAAACGCUGCUCAAGCUUUGGCCAACAAUUGCUGGUAUUGGCUUACGAUGCCGAAAAGUUGACAGUUUCUAGGCUGGUGCUGCACUUUGCCCUCACUGUGCUGCCGGGCUAUAUAAAGAGCUGGGAGGAGAGGCGUCUGUCACAUCGUGUGGAAUGGUUUAGCCAAAUAAUAAGAUGGGCCGAGAAUAGCGCCUUGGUCUUAAACAUUCUCAACUAUUUUCGCUUUUUGAAGACUGGUCGAAAACCGACGUUAGUUGACUAUUUACUUGGCCUAGACUAUAUUAGUUUAAGAAAUAAUCAACGCAGGGAUAUAGGUUAUAAGUACCUAACACGUGAGCUGCUCUGGGGAGGAUUUAUGGAAAUUCUUGGUUUGGUUUUGCCUAUCAUAAACUUUCGAAAAAUCCAUCGUUUACUUAAGACUUGGGUGUUUGGCCAAACAGCGAGUGGUCGCCGAUCAAGUCAUGUAUUCCUGGCACCCAAAAUGACAAUGGGUACCACUUGUACCUAUUGCGGGGAACGGCCCACGUUGCCCCAUCACAUGGGAUGUGGUCACAUAUAUUGCUAUUAUUGCCUAAGUGCAAAUAUAUUAACCGAUUCCAAUUUUUCUUGUACCAAAUGUGGAGCUUCCUGUACGGAGGAUAAAGUCCAAAGUGUUUAACUAUUUGUUAUAGGUAUGCAUGUGAGUUACGUUUUUAAAGGAUUUUUAUUCUAAUAAGACUUUUGUAAAAAUGAAAAUAUACACAAACAUUUUAUAA
Molecule: messenger RNA, 997 nt
Organism: Drosophila willistoni
Lineage: Eukaryota; Metazoa; Arthropoda; Insecta; Diptera; Drosophilidae
Gene: Pex2
Product: peroxisome biogenesis factor 2
Exons: 4
Coding region: 52-900 (282 amino acids)
Biological process (GO): protein import into peroxisome matrix
Cellular component (GO): peroxisomal membrane
Molecular function (GO): zinc ion binding
Source: RefSeq, a predicted model, not a curated record